Lodderomyces orthopsilosis Co 90-125 is the source of this 321-nucleotide messenger RNA. RefSeq lists its product as uncharacterized. The record is from RefSeq and is a predicted model, not a curated record. The transcript has a single exon. Bases 1 to 321 code for a protein of 106 amino acids. NCBI's taxonomy places the organism in Eukaryota, Fungi, Ascomycota, Pichiomycetes, Serinales, Debaryomycetaceae.
AUGCCUAUGAUUCCAAAACAACACAGAGAGUUCCAUACUGAUACUGACCCUUUUUGGUUAGAGGAUAAUUUCCUGACUGAUGAGUCAAUGCCUCAUUAUGAUCCAAAUGCAAAAGAAGAAGGGAAAUCAACUCAAAAAAUGUCCAAUAUGAAUAUGGAUAUGAAUAUGGAUAAAAAGGUUGAUGAAAUGAAGGAUUUCACCACGGGUGUACAAAGUUCAUUACACGAUUACAAAAUGCCAAUGAUGGAAAACAAUUCCAAAAGUAAAUUCAAGGAGCAGCAUGAGGAACCCGUUGAUGAGCUCCUCAACUUUUUGGGCUAA